AUGACUCUGUGCGCCUCCUCGUCUCCGAUCAAGGGAAUCGAGCAUGCGAAGCAAGUGUACGCGCGUCGGCCUCUGAACCGUCCACGGCAUGAGCGCUUCGAACUCCAACAAGUCCGCAUCGUAAUUUCAACUUUUUUUGCUUGUAAUUCAAACUGUUUCUGCAGUUUUCCACCGCCGUUCGCAUUAAUCACGGAGCCAGUUCCUCUCCUUCGAAUCCAUCCGCGAUGCCGCCCAUUGCUCUCAAUCCGGGAAAGAAUCUGAAACAGUUAAUUCAUUUGACUCGUAUCUUGAAAGUCGUUCACAUUUUCAGAGAUUUGGUCACGAAGCCAGUAAGCGAUGCAAGACAAAAGUCUCCGAUCGAGGAACUUCCACUGCUGGAUCGUCGCCCAAUCGAUCGUUUGCGACUGGUGCACACCAACCUUCAACGCAUCCGAAUGGUAAUUAUAGUUUUACUCAACCCGUAAUCUUCUGUCUUUUGCAGAUUUCCUCAAAAGAUCGCGUUAAAAACGGAACCGUUGCCAUCCCUCAGACUUCAACGCCGCCCACAGCUCUAAAUCGGGGAAAUCAUCUGAAGCAGUGAGUUCUUGUGAUUUGUAUCUGGAAAUGCAAACAUUACAAUUUCAGGAAUUUGCUCGCCAACCCAGUGAUGGAUCGCAUCGAGAUGGAAUUGGAUCGCAAGAGGAAACCCCACUCGGUUCCUUUCUCGAACAUCAUUCUGCCAAACGGAGUCGGUCCGAUGCACGUCAAGUCGUCGAAAGUGAUUCUCAAGGAAGCGAUUACUGGAAAGGUUCUUCCGAAGACCAUCCAACAACCAGUGCUCUCGCUUCGCAACCAGCCAUACCCGCUUCCGCGCAAGACUGAAGUCAAGCCGCCGACUCACAAGAAGGAGGAGACGUUCUUUGUGCUCAACGACGAAAGCUGCAUGGAAGUCGACUCGUGCUCCACGGAUGGCGAUGUCAGUUUGAUGGAAGUUGACAGAAGCACGGUGGAUGUCAAGGAAAACGGGGUUACCCAUCCGAGUAACUGCAUGUGGAUCCCUACCACAUUCGAAAGUAAGCAAUAGCUUAUGUUUGCGUUGGGGGCUGAAAAGAAUCACAUAAAUGCUUCAUGAACAUGCAUUUGUUUCCAGACGUCGAUUUGCCAGCUGAUUAUGGCUUCAAGGAGUACAGCAUGAUGGAUUUGUCGGUGUUCAAUUCGUCCACCAACACCGUCGAGAUGAUGGACGUCUAG
Molecule: messenger RNA, 1230 nt
Organism: Caenorhabditis sp. 36 PRJEB53466
Lineage: Eukaryota; Metazoa; Nematoda; Chromadorea; Rhabditida; Rhabditidae
Source: the annotation of a GenBank genome assembly